This is a messenger RNA of Cheilinus undulatus (humphead wrasse), 7847 nucleotides long. It is a transcript of the gene megf10, whose product is annotated as multiple EGF-like-domains 10. The record is from RefSeq and is a predicted model, not a curated record. The transcript is spliced from 25 exons. Gene Ontology annotation, molecular function: protein binding; scavenger receptor activity. Lineage: Eukaryota; Metazoa; Chordata; Actinopteri; Labriformes; Labridae. Bases 157 to 3540 code for a protein of 1127 amino acids.
GAGACGGUCUGAUGCCCUCAGCUGGACUUUAGGAGUAGAAACUGAGAUCUGGACCUGGACCUAGACCUGGAUUAAUCUCAGCACUAAAGGAGGGACUGAUGAGCAGAGGAACGGAGCAUUUUCUCUCAUAAAGAAGGUGCAGCAGCUCCAUCUGAGAUGGGCGUGUCUCCGCGCUGCCACAGGACCGUCCUAUUGGCUGUGUCCUUCUGCUUCCUGCCCUGCAUCACUUCCUCUUUGAACCUGGAGGAUCCAAACGUCUGCAGCCACUGGGAGAGCUACUCGGUGACGGUGCAGGAGUCGUACGCUCAUCCCUACGAUCAGAUCUACUACACCAGCUGCACCGACAUCCUCAACUGGUUCAAAUGCACCAGACAUCGGGUCAGCUAUCGGACGGCGUAUCGGCGAGGAGAGAAGACGAUGUACCGGAGGAAGUCUCAGUGCUGCCCGGGGUUCUACGAGAACGGAGAGAUCUGUGCUCCUCACUGUUCGGAGAGCUGCGUCCACGGCCGCUGCAUGGCCCCCAACACCUGCCAGUGCGAGCCGGGCUGGGGGGGCUCCAACUGCUCAAGUGCCUGUGACAGCGAGCACUGGGGCCCCCACUGCAGUAACCGCUGUCAGUGUAAGAACGGAGCGCUGUGCAACCCCAUCACCGGAGCCUGCAUCUGCACGCCGGGCUUCAGAGGCUGGCGCUGUGAGAACCAGUGCGAGCUGGGCACCUACGGCGCCGGCUGCCAGCAGAAGUGUCAGUGCCAGAACGGAGCCGCCUGUCACCAUGUGACCGGGGAGUGCAAGUGCUCGCCAGGAUACACGGGAGCUUUCUGUGAAGACCUUUGUCCUCCAGGUAAACACGGUCAGCAGUGCGAGGAGAGAUGUCCGUGUCAGAACGGAGGAGUGUGUCAUCAUGUGACCGGGGAGUGCUCCUGUCCUGCAGGAUGGAUGGGUACAGUGUGCGGGCAGCCGUGUCCCCAGGGCAGAUUUGGACCCAACUGUUCCCAGGAAUGUCAGUGCCACAACAACGGCUUCUGUGUGUCGUCAUCGGGACAGUGCCUGUGCAGCCCGGGGUACACGGGAGAGCGGUGUCAGGACGAGUGUUCAGUCGGUACGUACGGCGCCGGUUGCUCUCAGACGUGUCGCUGUCAAAACAACGCCAAGUGUUACCACACCAACGGGAUGUGUCUGUGCGAGCCGGGAUACACCGGGGAGACGUGUGACGUCAGGCUGUGUGAGGAGGGACACUACGGUCUUCGCUGUGACAGGAAGUGUCCCUGCUACGUCCAUAACACUCGCAGCUGCCAUCCGAUGUCAGGAGAGUGCACGUGUAAACCGGGCUGGUCCGGUCUGUACUGUAAUGAGACGUGCACGCCGGGGUUCUACGGCGAGGCGUGCCAGCAGGUGUGUCAGUGUCAGAAUGGAGCCGACUGCCACAGCGUGAGCGGGGAGUGUAUCUGUGCCCCAGGAUUCACGGGUCCACGAUGUUCGGUCCCGUGUCCCGCAGGAACGUACGGCGUGAACUGUUCGUCUGUCUGUGACUGUAAGAACGGGGCUCAGUGCUCACCUGUGGACGGAUCCUGCUCCUGUAAACCAGGCUGGCACGGCGUGGACUGCUCCAUCAACUGUCCCAGCGGUACCUGGGGUCUGGGCUGUAACCUCACCUGUCUGUGCCUGAACGGCGGCGCCUGUAACGCCCUGGACGGUCAGUGUACCUGUGCUGCAGGGUGGAGGGGCGAGCGCUGUGAGCUGCACUGUCAGGACGGGACGUACGGUCUGGACUGUAGAGAGCGGUGUGACUGCAGCCACGCUGACGGAUGUCAUCACUCCACCGGUCACUGCAGAUGUCUGGCCGGAUGGACCGGUAUCCACUGUGACAGUGUGUGUGCCGAGGGCCGCUGGGGGCCAAACUGCUCGGUCCCCUGCAACUGUAAGAACGGAGCAUCGUGUUCUCCAGACGACGGAACCUGUGAGUGUGCUCCGGGAUUCAGAGGAACCACGUGUCAGCGAAUCUGCUCUCCGGGAUACUUCGGCCACCGCUGCAGUCAGACGUGUCCUCAGUGCGUCCACAGUAACGGACCGUGCCACCACGUCUCUGGACAGUGCGACUGCCUGCCCGGGUUCAAGGGGACGCUGUGCAACGAGGUAUGUCCCAGCGGUCGCUUUGGUAAAAACUGCGCCUGGAGCUGCAGUUGCACCAACAACGGCACGUGUAAUCCCAUCGACGGCUCCUGCCAGUGCUACCCCGGCUGGAUCGGCAGUGACUGCUCCCAGCCGUGUCCUCCAGGUCAGUGGGGUCCAAACUGCAUCCACACGUGUAACUGUCACAACGGAGCGUACUGCAGCGCCUACGAUGGAGAGUGUAAAUGCACGCCAGGAUGGACGGGACUCUACUGCACCCAGCGCUGUCCGCUGGGUUUCUUUGGUAAAGACUGCUCUCAGAUCUGCCAGUGCAGAAACGGCGCCGACUGCGACCACAUCUCAGGACAGUGCACGUGCCGGACGGGAUUCAUGGGACGACACUGUGAACAGAAGUGUCCUCCUGGUUCCUAUGGUUACGGCUGCCGUCAGGUGUGUGACUGCCUCAAUAACUCCACCUGCGAUCACAUGACCGGGACGUGUUACUGUAACCCGGGCUGGAAGGGCGCUCGCUGUGACCAGGCAGGCGUGGUCGUGGUCGGCAGCCUGAACAGUCUGACCAGCGCCGCCAUGCAGGUGGACUCGUAUCAGAUUGGCGCCAUUGCCGGGAUCAUCGUGCUGGUGCUGCUGGUUCUCUUCCUCCUCCUCCUCUUCAUCAUCUACAGGAAGAAGCAGAAAGGCAAAGAGCCCGCCAUGCCGGCCGUCACCUACACCCCCGCCGUGAGGGUCACCGCCGACUACACCAUCGCAGAAGCUCACCCUCCCACAUGUGAGACUCAUCCCAGCAGCUACUUCUCCAACCCCAGCUACCACACGCUGACCCAGUGCAUCAGCCCGCCACACCUGAACAGCGCCCCCUAUGGGAAGGCGAAGAACGGCCAGCUGUUUGUGAACUUAAAGAGCGUGGACCAGAGGAAACGAGGAGCUCUGGGUGAUCACACGGGAACGCUGCCUGCAGACUGGAAACAGGGAGACUGCUUCAGUGAGAUGGGAGCGUAUGGAAUAGACAGAAGAUACAUGGGGAAGUCUCUACGAGAUCUGGUGAAGGGAACGCCGUAUCACGCCAGCUCGUGCUCCCUGAACAGCUCUGAAAACCCGUACGCCACCAUAAAGGAUCCUCCGCUGCUGAUGAACAAAAACACCGAGUGCGGCUACGUGGAGAUGAAGUCACCGGCCAGACGAGAUUCGCCGUACGCCGAGAUCAGCAACAGCAGCCCGACCAACAACAGGAACGUCUACGAAGUCGAGCCGACGGUGAGCACCAUCCAGGCCAACGGGGACUGCGGCGGCCGUGUUCUGUUUGGUCAGGAUCCGUACGACCUCCCGAAAAACAGCCACAUCCCGAGUCACUACGACAUCCUGCCGGCCAGAGAGAGCCCGUCGUCGGAGCACAGAGAUCCGGACAGCGAAUGAUCGCCUGGACGUUUGAACAGACACGGACAGGAAGCUCUUCAUACCCACAGAAUCCUCCGUCUUAUACUUCCACAUUAUUCUGUUUUAUGUAUCCUGACGUCUCUCUGAACUACGGGGGUGUAGAGGAGCGUGGCGGUCCAGCUGGUAUAUUUUUAUAGGUGUUUUUAAACUGCCAUGAAGUCGUCGUAGGUCAUUCCACCUGUGUGACGGUAACGGUCUCAGUAUGCUCGCAACAGCAAAGCUCAUUUUUUUGACCAUAAAAUUUGAAGUCCUUUCUAUCACUGUCUCAAAUGAUCGUAUCAGGACAAUCCAACGGGGAUUCAUGACUUCGUCCACUCAUAGGAGGGUGUUUUUUGCUCCUUUGUUUGCAGAUGUACUCUCCUCCUCCACAUGAAAACAGAGAAAAAGCUCUGCUAUGUGCUGCAAAGAGCACGCCAUGUCAGCAGCGGGUCAAUGAAAACACACAAAAAUAUGAGCUUUUCACAUUUAUUUUAACCUCAGUGGGUAUAAUAGAUGAGCGUUGUCAUGUCAGGGAAAAGAGGUGUAUGCAUUUCCCUGCAUAACACCUGCACAGGUGAGGCUGCGUCUGCUGUCUUAUGAACAACAGUGAUGACGUUAGAAGCCCGAAACUCCCCGUCAACACAUGAAUGCUGCAACAGAGCUUCUAAAAAUCCUCACCAUGGAGGGAAUUUUCUUCACGGUGUGUUUUCAGUGAUCUAAAAAGGUGUUUAUGCGUGCACAAAGGACAGAAGAAUACCCUCCUAUGUGUGGACUUCAACAUACAUGCAUGGAGCCGUUACAGACUGUCUCACUGAAAUCACCAAUAAAAAGAGACCAUUUAAUAAACCUGCACAGAGAAGGUUGUUAUUGAUGGAUUUUUAUAGAAAUGGUCACAGGCUCGCCUGAUUCUGUUAAAUAACUUUGUUUGGAGCAUACUGACGCCUUUCUGACUUUUCUGUGUUUUUUUAAAAACUAAUAGAAUCUCUAUUUUUAUAACAACAGUGUUAGAAAAAUCUAAUCUGAUAAACGGUAGUGAAAAUAUCAAAGAUUAGACGUUGGAGAGAGACAGUAGUGGAAUAAAGCUGCUGAGUCUUCAUCACGUCCAUCUUCACUGUCUGAGUAGUAUUUAUAACCAAAGGUACGACGUCCAUUUUCUGUGAAGGUCAAAGGUCAUCUAAGUUUAAUCCACGAGGGUUCAGAGCUCAUCUAAAGUACUUAAUUUCUGAUUUUAGGGGAUUUUAGACUAACUAAAGAUGAUUUUUCUUUGUGUUAAAUAACCAUUCAGCAGAAAACAGAGAAAGUUUAAUUCUAAAGAGUUUGAACCAAAAUCCUUAAAUAUUCUAACCCAUCAGCACUUUUAAUAAGAAACCAGUUCUCUGUCUUACAUUUAACCCUUUAUGUAAAUUAAAUUAUGAACCCACUGCAGUUAAUCUGGUUUAUUCUCACGUUUUUGUUUUUAUGAGAUUGGUGACGUUUCCCUAUUUCUUAUUCUGGAUUUCUAACAUCAAAUCUGCUUUUUUCAUGGCAUGAUAAAUAAAAUAUUUAUUUCUAAUUUAUUGCAAACCCUGACUUGACCUAUUACGGCUGAAAAUUUGUAUUUAAAAGAUAUUUCUUGAACUUACCCAAAACAAAUAAAUUCAGCAGCCAGAUCAAAAUUUUGCCCUUUUUGUAAAUUUUACCUAAUUUGACAACAUAAUCUUAUUCCCCUAGUUAUUUUUAUUUAUUUGGCUUGUUGAUUUUUGUUUUAUAAUUAUAUUUUCUUUGAUGUUUCCUCUACCAGGUGGAGAUGAAAUUAUGAAACGUUUCUUCUUCGAUUGUUUUUCUCUUUUAUAAAGUUUCACUGUUCUGGAUGCUUCUGUUUCAUACUGGAAGGUUUUUGCUCGAUCAGCUGACCCUUUGUUUAGCCCCGCCCUCCUUUGUUACUGUUAUCUGGUGAAACCCUCCACUCUCUGAUGGAUUUUUAUUAGAUUUGAUCUUGGGUAAACUUUUACUCUGACAGGUUUAACACCUGCACACAGAGGUCACACAGACCUGCAGCUGUUAAUACAACAAUCCCACAAACGUGAUAAAUUUGUCCACUUCAAACAUCCAAACUGUUGCAGGGCACGCCAAAAAAUAAAGUCAUGGCGAUUUUUUUGUUCGCCAUGAAACAGGAAGUUUUUCCAGAGUGGUAGGACACAGGUGGAGCCAUGAAUCUGCACACAAACAUUUUUAAAGGCAAAAGGAGAGGAUUGAUAUCAGUUUUUAGGGGGUUCAGGGGCGCAGAUGGUCACGCCUCGUGUACCCGGGUGUCCAAGUUCAAGUCCAGCCUGCAGCUCUUUGACUGCGUCAUUCCCCACUCUCUCAUCCCUGUUUCCAGGCCUGUCCACUGUCCUGUGUCUCUUAUGACAGCAAAAAUCCUCAAAAUAAAUCUUAGAAAUAAGAAAAAAAAAAAAAAAAGUGGUUCUUCUUGAAUGGAGCCCUCAAAGACGGUUCAUCUGAUCCAGAUUUAAGUAAUUUUACAGUCCAUAGAGAGCUGACAAAAACAUGACCUUUUGUUGCUCGUAUUUUGGGUGGACAGGGAUUUAAAUGAUUGUAAAACAAGGAAACUGUGAUUUCCUCAGGGUGCCGUUUUUAUACGUUUUAAUCCACAGCUUAGAUUCAUGGUUUUACCAGUGUCAUAAGACUCUGGAAUACUACUUCCUAUUUCAUGGCGAACAAAAAAACACCAUGAUUACAUUUCUUACGUAACUUGAGCUUAAGCUGACUAAACGUACUAGAUCCCUGCAAAUGUAACCAUUAUAUUUGUGGGAUUAUUAUGUUAAUGAUGAUUUAUUAUGUUAAUGAUGAUUUAUUAUGUUAAUGAUGAUUUAUGAUGUUAAUGAUGAUUUAUGAUGUUAAUCAUGAUUUAUUAUGUUAAUCAUGUUAAAAUCUGCAGAUUUGUCUUUCGUUUGUGGGCGGUUACCACGUAUGCAGGCGUGGCGCCUCAAGCACACCUUUCAUCCGUGCUGAAUGAGCCAAAUUAAAGUCAUAAUUUCCCCACCAUGCACUGAAAGACUUGGGUUGGUUCCUAUAAGAUAUGGAGGUAAUAUUUAUUUUAACUUAAGUUCGGCAGCAAGGCCACACCAAAACCACACCCUCAAUCACCUGACAAGCCUACUUAAACGUAGCCAACCCACAUCACGCCGUCUGUCAGAGAGUCUACGACCCACCCUCCCUUCUCUAACUCAUUAGUCUCCUCCUCAUCUAAUUCUAGUCACAGUCUGGUUGAGAUCAGCUCGGGCAGAACGCCGCCUGAGAAGGAACCCCCAUCCUGAGUCUCCCUCUGUCGAGCCUUCAUGCAUCUCCCAGACUAGACUACGACUGCUUACCCACAUCCCUCAUCUUCAUCACAACAGACGACAGUCUCGCUGCACAUUCUUAUCAAUCCCGAUUAAACCUUUAAUCGCAUUCUGUUGUGGUGUGGUCCUUGCUGGUGAAUGGGGCUUUAUUAGCCGACCAAUCAGAGAGCCAGCAGAGGGUCAGCUGGAAUCAUCAGCCAACCAGUGAAUUUAUUUUUUAGUCUUCACAUCAAAGAAGCUCCUAAAUUCCCUUCAAGGUUUUCUUUCUACAGUAGCCAUGAGAACCAACAAUAAUGGGUCCAAAAAUGUUUUUAUAGAUGUUUUUCUGUUGCUUAAACUUAAGUUUAUACGACCACAGGAUGUGAAAAAAUUCAGCAAUAAUUCCCUCCACAUUUGCAUCUCAUCAGCAGAAUUAACACCACCAUGGUUACAAUACAACCUACCAACGUCGCUCAUUUCUGUAAGUGCUCAACCUAAAGGGCUCAACAUGUCUGAAAUAAAGAGCAAGCUCGAGCUGGACUUCGGCUUUUUACAGCAGAAACAUUCACCAUAAUCUGUUCUAAAAAGAGAAAAUGUUCUCCUGAAUGAUUGUAUUUGUGUCUUUCUGUGUGCGGCUGCAGACGCUGCUCUCAGCCUCUCUGACAUGUUUGUAAAAUAUUGUAAAUAGUUUGGUCUUCUCUGGUGUACAAAUAUUAACUUCACCCGGCGUCUUACAUCUGGACUUAAAGCAGGAACUAUGGUGGCAUCUGGUUCGCACUGACUGAAACUGGAAAACUUGACUUCUACAGGAACUGCUUUUAUUUUGAAAUGUCUUUGUAGAGAGACGAUGGCUCUUCCAGGAAUACUUGAUACAAACAUCCCAUCAUGUGUUCAGAUUCUCACCACCACGGUCUGUUUUCCACAAAGGUGACCAUGAUUUAUUUAGCCAUAGCCACAUUUAGGCUCCGUUUAUUUUUGCUUUCAACGUUUUGUUUUUCAUUGUAGAGA